Messenger RNA from Vitis riparia (riverbank grape), 2985 nucleotides. RefSeq names its product receptor like protein 22-like. Gene Ontology annotation, molecular function: protein binding. NCBI's taxonomy places the organism in Eukaryota, Viridiplantae, Streptophyta, Magnoliopsida, Vitales, Vitaceae. Bases 1 to 2985 code for a protein of 994 amino acids. The transcript has 2 exons. The record is from RefSeq and is a predicted model, not a curated record.
AUGCAUCGUACUUCGGUGUCUGGCGAAUGUCUGAGUGAUGGGAGGGUAUGCCUGGAAGAUGAGGUGUUGUUGCUGCUGCAACUGAAGAGCAGCCUCAUAUUUAAUACUGCUGCAUCGAAUAAACUAGUUUCCUGGAUUCAAAGCGCGGACUGCUGUUCUUGGGGAGGUGUAACCUGGGACGCCACUGGUCGUGUUGUCUCUCUUGAUCUCAGUAGCGAAUUCAUUUCUGGUGAACUCAAUAGCUCCAGUAGCAUUUUCAGUCUACAAUAUCUCCAGAGCUUGAAUUUGGCUAACAACACCUUCUCUUCUCAAAUUCCAGCAGAAUUCCACAAGCUUGGAAACUUAACUUACCUGAAUUUGUCCAACGCUGGCUUUUCUGGGCAGAUUCCAAUUGAGAUUUCCUACUUGACAAGGUUGGUUACUAUUGAUCUAUCUAGCCUUUAUUUCAUCACCGGUAUCCCAAAACUGAAACUUGAGAACCCAAAUCUGAGAAUGCUGGUUCAGAACCUCAAGAAGCUAAGAGAACUCCAUCUUGACGGUGUAAUCAUAUCAGCCCAGGGAAAGGAGUGGUGCUGGGCAUUAUCAUCUUCAGUACCUAAUCUCCAAGUGCUGAGCUUGUAUAGCUGCCAUCUUUCAGGCCCUAUACAUUAUUCCUUGAAGAAGCUUCAGUCCCUCUCAAGGAUUCGUCUAGAUGACAACAAUAUUGCUGCUCCAGUUCCAGAAUUCCUCUCCAAUUUCUCAAAUUUGACUCACUUGCAGCUCAGUUCUUGUGGAUUAUAUGGAACAUUUCCAGAAAAGAUCUUUCAGGUACCAACCCUCCAGACUCUUGAUUUGUCAUACAACAAGUUGCUCCAGGGUUCUUUGCCAGAAUUCCCUCAGGGUGGAUGUCUAGAAACCUUGGUGCUCUCGGUUACAAAAUUUUCAGGGAAAUUACCCAACUCCAUAGCGAAUCUCAAGAGGUUGGCUAGAAUAGAGCUUGCAGAUUGUGAUUUCAGUGGUCCAAUCCCAACGGUGAUGGCAAACCUUACUCAAUUGGUUUACUUGGACUUCUCUCAUAAUAAGUUCUCUGGUGCAAUCCCAUCCUUUAGUUUGUCCAAGAAUCUAACCCUAAUAGACCUUUCUCAUAAUAAUUUAACAGGUCAGAUUUCUUCCUCUCACUGGGAUGGUUUUGUGAAUUUAGUGACUAUUGACUUUUGUUACAAUUCACUGUAUGGAAGUCUCCCGAUGCCCCUGUUCUCCCUCCCGUCACUGCAGGAGAUACAACUUAACAACAACCAAUUUUCUGGUCCAUUUGGUGAAUUUCCAGCUACGUCUUCUCAUCCCAUGGAUACCCUUGAUUUGAGUGGCAACAAUCUGGAAGGGCCAAUACCUGUAUCCCUCUUUGAUCUCCAGCAUCUUAACAUCCUUGACCUUUCUUCCAACAAAUUCAAUGGCACUGUUGAGCUAAGCCAGUUUCAGAAACUUGGAAAUCUUACUACUCUUAGUCUUUCGUACAACAACUUGUCCAUCAAUCCAAGUCGUAGUAAUCCCACUUCUCCUCUUCUGCCAAUUCUUUCCACAUUAAAAUUGGCUUCUUGCAAGCUCAGAACAUUACCUGAUCUUAGCAGCCAUUCAAUGUUGGUAAUUUUAGACCUUUCCCAAAACCAAAUUCAGGGGAAAAUACCAAAUUGGGUUUGGAAGAUUGGUAAUGGCUCUCUUUCUCAUUUGAAUCUCUCUCAUAAUUUACUGGAGGGUUUGCAGGAACCUUUGUCCAAUCUUCCUCCGUUUCUGUCUACCCUUGACCUUCAUUCCAACCAGCUCCGUGGGCCAAUCCCCACUCCACCAUCUUCCACCUAUGUGGAUUACUCAAACAACAGGUUCACCUCUUCCAUUCCCGAUGAUAUUGGUACUUACAUGACCUUCACUGUUUUCUUCUCUCUUUCAAAGAAUAACAUCACUGGAAUUAUUCCUGCAUCAAUCUGCAAUGCCCAUUACCUGCAAGUUCUUGACUUUUCUGACAACAGUUUAAGUGGCAAAAUACCCUCAUGUUUGAUUGAGAACGGGGGUCUUGCAGUGCUGAAUCUACGGAGAAACAAGUUUAAGGGCACUAUACCUGGGGAAUUCCCAGGUCACUGUCUUUUACAGACCCUAGAUCUCAAUGGGAAUCUUUUAGAAGGAAAAAUUCCAGAGUCUCUGGCCAAUUGCAAAGCAUUAGAGGUUUUAAACCUUGGGAACAAUCGGAUGAAUGAUAUCUUUCCUUGCUGGUUGAAGAACAUAAGCAGUCUGCGUGUUCUUGUUUUGCGAGCCAACAAAUUCCAUGGACCCAUUGGAUGUCCAAAUAGCAAUUCCACCUGGCCAAUGCUUCAAAUUGUCGAUUUAGCUUGGAACAAUUUUAGCGGUGUGUUGCCAGAAAAAUGUUUCUCAAACUGGAGAGCAAUGAUGGCAGGUGAAGAUGACGUCCAAUCCAAGUCCAAUCACCUGCGAUUUAAGGUCCUAGCAUUCAGUCAAUUGUACUAUCAGGAUGCAGUAACAGUUACCAGCAAAGGUCAAGAAAUGGAGCUUGUGAAGGUCCUAACUCUCUUCACUUCCAUUGAUUUCUCAUGCAAUAAUUUCCAAGGGGACAUACCAGAAGAUAUAGGAGACUUGAAGUUACUUUAUGUUCUCAACUUAUCUGGUAAUGGUUUCACAGGCCAAAUCCCAUCAUCACUAGGACAGCUGCGACAGCUUGAGUCAUUAGACCUCUCACUGAACAAGCUGAGCGGGGAGAUCCCUGCACAGCUCUCGAGCCUAAAUUUCCUUUCAGUCCUCAACCUCUCCUUCAAUGGAUUGGUGGGAAGGAUCCCUACAGGAGAUGGAGGAAAUGCUACUACAAACAUGUUGAUGGAAUUCUUUCAAGGAUUCUCCAUCAGAAAAACCAAGGAAGAGAAAGUGGUGGAAGAAGAGGUCACGGAAUUCGGAGGCGGAGAAUGUAGCACUGAUGAAGAGGGAUGUGACCACUGGUCAUAA